ACCAGGCUCACCCUUCUCGCGGAGAAAACGCAUUAGUCAUAGAUGAAACAGCACAGAGCGUGCCGGGAGCCCGGGGGAGCGGGGGGUGCAGACCCUUCCGAAAAUGUGCAGAGCCUUGGACGCCUGAGAGGAAAGCUAGAACUGACCGCGCUCAGGAGAGGAGGACAGGGACGCGGGGUGGCGCUGACUUGGUUAGAGCCCAGAACUAAGUGCGUAAACGAUGCUCAUUGAACAAGGAAACAGAGUCAAGCCAAGUGUUCCGUACGACACCGCAAAGCCGCGGGUCACGGUAAUAGACAAAGGGCGGAAGGCUCCCCCCGCAGCCCGGGACAGGAUCUCCAGGGCCCCGCAGCGUGAACGCGCGGGAGCGCGCGCAGGCGGAGGAGUGGCCCCAAAGAAUCCAGCGUGACCUGCGAGCGCAUCGGCCUCAGCCAACUCCCAGCAGCGCCCCAGGCCGUUCUGCCCCGCGAGGGAAACGGAGCCGUUGACCAUGGUUGCAACUGGCAGUUUGAGCAGUAAGAACCCGGGCAGCAUUUCAGAGUUGCUGGACCAUGGCUUCUACCCGGGGAGCCUGAUAAAUGAUUUUGACUACUGGGAUUAUGUUGUUCCUGAACCUAACCUCAAUGAGGUAAUAUUUGAGGAGACGACUUGCCAGAGUUUGGUCAAAAUGCUGGAGAACUGUCUGUCCAAAUCCAAGCAAACCAAACUGGGUUGCUCCAAAGUCCUUGUCCCUGAGAAACUGACGCAGAGAAUCGCUCAGGACGUCCUGCGCCUUGCCUCCACGGAGCCCUGCGGCCUGCGAGGGUGUGUCCUGCACGUGAACAUGGAGGUGGGCAAUGUAUGUACAAAGCUGGAUCGGAUUGUGUGUGACUCCACUGUGGUGCCCACGUUUGAGCUUACACUCGUGUUUAAGCAGGAGAACUGCUCAUGGACCAGCUUCAGGGACUUUUUCUUUAGUCGCGGUCGCUUCUCAUCCAGCCUCAGACGAACUCUGAUCCUGAGCUCAGGAUUUCGGCUUGUUAAGAAAAAGCUUUACUCCUUGAUUGGAACGACAGUCAUUGAAGAGUGCUAAGAGGGAAACAUUUUACUAGUAAAAGGUCCUUUUUAUGAUUGGGUAAUAAAACUCUGCAGCUGCUCAGUUACAGUCAUUGUAGUUUGCCCUGCCUGCUUUCAACGAAAAACCCCCAGUCGAGUUCUUCUGCAUUUCAUAGUCACAGCAAGCCCAACUAAAGGGAUCCUUCUGUGGCUCUUGAGAAAUGACCCCCAUGUCUGCAUUAUAUCACUUUUUUUUUUUUUAACAAAAUGGAAUGGCAUGGAAUAAGGAAGGAAAAGGAGCAAUCCACUUCAGCUUUGUAUUUGACUACACAAAGUGUUCCAUGUAGUCUUGCUGAUAGACUAUUAAACCAACUUUGUUUAGUUUGA
Molecule: messenger RNA, 1422 nt
Organism: Myotis davidii
Lineage: Eukaryota; Metazoa; Chordata; Mammalia; Chiroptera; Vespertilionidae
Gene: DDIT4L
Product: DNA damage inducible transcript 4 like
Exons: 4
Coding region: 491-1072 (193 amino acids)
Biological process (GO): negative regulation of signal transduction
Cellular component (GO): cytoplasm
Source: RefSeq, a predicted model, not a curated record